Messenger RNA from Malania oleifera, 1361 nucleotides. Its product is annotated as WUSCHEL-related homeobox 8-like. Gene Ontology annotation, molecular function: DNA-binding transcription factor activity; DNA binding. The transcript is spliced from 3 exons. Lineage: Eukaryota; Viridiplantae; Streptophyta; Magnoliopsida; Santalales; Ximeniaceae. The record is from RefSeq and is a predicted model, not a curated record. Bases 160 to 1053 code for a protein of 297 amino acids.
GUACUUGUCAAUUUUUGGUGACUUCAAUUUUACUCCCUCCGCAGGAUUACUGUUUUUUGUUUUUUUUUUUAAUGUAUAUUUUUAAUUGCUUUAAAUAAAGAAGAUUAAAGAAUGAAGGAGGAGGGGGAAGAGGUUGGAGAGAACAAAAAUUGAACGGGUAUGGUGAUGAGGAAUGGAUUCAUAGGGGGGGAAGAAGAAAUGAGGAUGAUGGAGUGGGAAAAGCAGCAACAACCGCAGCAGCAGCAGCAAGAACAAUCGCAGCAGCAGCAGCAAGUAAUUGAGCAGAAUCAUCAGAAUGGAGGAGGAGGGGGGAUGUAUGUGAAAGUGAUGACGGACGAGCAGUUGGAGCUUCUACGGCGACAGAUCUCCGUCUACGCUACCAUUUGCGAGCAGCUCGUCGAGAUGCACAAGGCCAUUUCCGCCCAACAUGAUCUCUCUGGUAUGAGGCUGGGGAAUCUGUACUGUGAUCCAUUAAUGACGUCUGCAAGCCACAAGAUCACUGCUAGGCAGCGAUGGACCCCAACACCAUUGCAACUUCAAAUUCUUGAGCGCAUCUUUGAGCAGGGCAAUGGUACUCCAACCAAGCAAAGGAUUAAAGAGAUAACCACUGAACUGUCACAACACGGCCAGAUUUCUGAAACAAAUGUCUAUAAUUGGUUCCAGAACAGGAGGGCUCGGUCAAAAAGAAAGCAGUUGGUUGUGGCACCGAAUAAUGCAGAAUCAGAAGUUGAGACAGACGGGGAUUCCCCAAAAGAUAAAAAAACAAGACCCCAGAACAUCCAAUCCAAUGAGAACUCAGGGAUGAGGUCUGAAAAUAUAUAUUUCGCAAGUGAGAUGAGCACUGAAAUGCACUGCUUGGAUGCACAACCUAAUAAAGGGGAGACCCUGUUCCCAUCUGAUCGUGGGUUGAGGACUUCUGGUGGUCUGGGUCAAUUAUCCUUGUAUGAGAACGUUGCAUCAAAUCCAAGAAUUGAUCAACUGAUCGGGAAAAUGGAAGUUCCAGGGAGCUUCAGUCCGUAUCGCCUGGGGGAAGGAUAUGAUUUGGUUGGAUGACGCUCCUUUGGUAUUUCAAUCUCGUGCUUAGGAAAAUUUGUAUCAACUUUGAGGAUGUUGCGUAUAUCACAAACGAAGAUGACCCUUCCAUCCAGGAAGUAUAUGAACCACAUAUAACAUAGUAAUCAUUUACAGUCAUACACAAAAUUAGGCUUUGUUUAGGAGUAAGACUACUUGAUGAUAGCAGAUGUAUUGCUUCCAAUCUGAUUCCACUGAACUGGUUGCUUGGAACUUAUUAAGAGGUUUUCAGAUUUUUAAGUGAUAUAUAUUACUAUACCGUAGUAGAAUGCUGAUUUGCAACUUUGUCA